Setaria italica (foxtail millet) is the source of this 1802-nucleotide messenger RNA. RefSeq lists its product as uncharacterized. The record is from RefSeq and is a predicted model, not a curated record. Lineage: Eukaryota; Viridiplantae; Streptophyta; Magnoliopsida; Poales; Poaceae. The transcript has 2 exons. Bases 145 to 1443 code for a protein of 432 amino acids.
UACCAACGCAAUCGAGCCCUAAAGGAUUUGCACCCCCCACCUUCCCCUCCCUCCCUUCUUCCCUCUUCGUGUCCGGCGGCGGCGCCACCCAUCGCGUCUCCCGUACCCGCGGUUUCAUCCAUCGAUCCGCCUCCAAUCCCGUCCAUGGCAACCGCCACCCCUGUUCCCGCCUCCUGUGCCUUGGAGGAGGUCCUUCUCGACGGAUAUGCCUACAUCGGCAACAAGCCCAACCAUACCACCGCCGUUAGCUUGACGAGGAAUACGGAGAUAAUCGUGGCGUCCUUCUGGAGUGAGCGCCCACCGCUCCCCUCCCGCCUGUACGUGCACUGCCCCGAACUGGAAUCCAGCGCCUUCUCGCAGCUUCCCCGCAUCCUGUGCGUGGUGGAAGGCCUAAUCCUCUUCCGCGUCGCCAUCCGCUGCCGUGAGCCCAUCCUCUAUGAGGAGUGCGACUACUUCAUCUACCAUGUCGACAGCAGGUCGCUUAAAGAAAUCCCCAACCCCAGCCCUUUCUCCAUCCGUGACGACGAUAUGGGCCUCCUACCUCGGGGUAACCACUACACCGUCGCCGCGCUGGUGCCCACAAGCGACGAUAAGGUGUUCACGCUUCACUUAUUUCAAUCAGAGAUCAGGAGGUGGACAUCCAAGGAUGUGUCUCUGGAGGCGCCACAGAGCGAGUUCCCAAUAGAGAUCCCAAGGGAUACGGAUGCUUGUCGGCUUUUGAGUCAUACCACAAGCACCGUGAUCACGCUUGGGGGUGAAGACGGUACCAUGGGCUGGGUCGAUCUCUGGAGGGGUAUCCUUCUCUGCGAUGUGCUCCUCCCCGCCCCCAAGCUCCGAGGCGUGCCUUUGCCGUGGCCGAGGGCAAUGUAUCUACCUAAUGGUGAGUCUCGGAUCAAUUUUGGAUCUCCAAAGCUGUACCGGGGAAUUGCCUUCAGCAAGGAAAAGCGCUGCCUCAGGUUUGUUGAUUUGGAUACCAUCUUCAAUCGCCUUCCUGCUUCAGACAAGGAAGGAGGGAUACCCACUUACAGAUUUGAAGGAUGGGAGAUCACCAAAUGGAGCAACUGCAAUCUGACCAAUUCCUUUGAGGACUGGCAGGCUGACUACCUGCCAAUCCACGCAAACGACAUCAAGUUAAAUGAACAGAUCCAAAAGCAAAUGCUGGAGUACCAACUGCUGUGGCCGAAGGCACCAUCACAGGGCAACAGUGUGGCUGCCGACCCAGGGCGAAACUUGGAGAACGUCACUGUUUUUCUACCCACUCCCAGCAUGGAUGAUUCAAAUGUUGUCUUCUUGAUUGCCAAGGCUGAAUUCCGGCAGCCUAAGGCAUAUGUUCUUGAAGUUGACAUGGGAAACAGCCAACUGAAAGGUGUGACCGAGUUUGGAACUGCAAGGGAACCAUGUGCCCGUGUCAUCUGUUGCCAUGGUAGUGUCUCCAAAGUAUAAGAUGUGUCCAGCAACUUCUUCAAGUAACUGAUGGUAAGUUAGGAUGCUGAGGAAUGAACUGUUUUGGAGUGAUGGCAACAUGAAAGGUGAUGUGUGCCACAUUAAGAUUUGAUGAUGCAUGCACAAGUCACUGGCUGCAUUGAUUCAAGAAUACAGGCGUUUAUGGUGAUCUUUUGCCUAUGGUAUGCCUUUGAUGUGUAAUAAUUUCUGGAAGACAGAUUGAAUUGUGCUUGAAUUUAUUGCUGUUUUCCCGUAAGUUACUUAGUGCUUGAUCAUGCUUUGACAUUUAAGAAAUUUGUAUGCUACUCUACUGGCUGUUGUACUUUCAUAAUAUUCAACAUAUCUGUUUCGCUGAGGUU